CUACAGAAAGUGGAAAACAAGUUUUUGCAUUUGCACUUUAUUGGGUUAAUGGUCAAACUUAUCGAUUACUGGGUUUUUUAUUUGUUCUAAAGCACAAAUACCUUUUUAAAUCAAGGUUAACGACUUUCUAUUGUGUUGAAAAAAAUAUACAAAUAUUUUUGCAUUAAUAAGUCAAAGCAAAUGCAAUGUGGUAUAUUUUGUUACUUAGUAUUUGGUGUCUAUUAUUCGCCUUAUUUAUUAUUGCUUUUUUAAUUUCUCGAUUUGGAUAUGUGACUUGUGAUAAUAAUGUUUGUUUACUUGGUAAAACUGCGUUAGUUACUGGUGGAAGCACAGGUUUAGGCCACGAAAUAGUUCUUUCUCUAGCAUCAAGAGGAUGUCGAGUAAUAAUAGCGGGAAGAACAAUAAAUUCAGCUUUAAAAAACAAAAUUAUAGAGGAAACUAAUAACCCAAAUAUAGUCUUAUACCAUGUAGAUUUCACUUCGUUUAAAUCUGUACGGCAGCUAGCAAAAAAACUGAAUGAAACUGAAGAAAAAUUAGAUAUUUUGGUGAACAACUCUGGAAUUGGGAAAUCUUUGUAUACAGAUCGUACUGAAGAUGGUUUGGAUAUAACCAUGCAGAUCAAUCAUUAUAGUCCGUUUCUGCUUACAAAUCUUUUAGCAGGGCUACUGAAGAAAUCAAACAAUGGAAGAAUCAUUUUUACAUCGUCAUUUUUGUCCUUCUUUCAUGUGAUAACGAAAAGAAGUGUAACGCCUUUAAAAAUCAAAAAUCUUCCACAAGCUCUAUAUGGGCUUACUUAUGGCAAUACGAAAUUCUUAAACAUCGUCUCAUCGGAUAUUUUUGCUGAAAAAUUAAAAAAAUGGAAUAUAACAAGUAAUGUGUAUAAUCCUUUGGUGGCAAAAACGAAUAUUUUUAACCAAGUUACAAAAAAUGUUGAUUAUAGAAUUUUAGUAGACAACAUUGUAAAUGUUAUUUCUAAAAUGUUGGUUAAUUUAUUUGGAAUCGAUCCAAAAUUAAGCAUCCAAGCAGCUAUCCAAUUAGCGACAUCUAAAGAGUAUACAAAUAUAAGCGGUACAUUUUUAGGAAAAGUGUUUCCAAAACUGAAACCUCGAGCUUGUCAUGACAGAAUAUUGUGUGAAGCUAUUUGGAGAGCAUCUGAAGAGGUUGUUCAGUUAACUGAUGAAGAAAAAUUAAAAUGAAUAAAUAUAACAAAAUGAUAUAUAGGGCUUUUUAAGAAAGUCAACAGUUAAUAAAAAUAUCUAGUUUAAGAUAUAGAAAAUAAAAGUCCUUAUUAUCUCACAUUAAUAUGCAUAAUGCGAUCGGUUUCGAAGUAAUAAUUGUUAGUUAUAGUUAUAAUUAUUUUACGUUCAGACACGCCAUAUUCUCUAAUCUGAUAAUAAAUUACCUGUUCUGACAAAAUUGUACUGACUGUUCCACUACCUUCUGUUACCAUAUUCUGGCACUAGCUAAUAAGUAUAAAAAAAAGAGACUACAGUUAUUAAUAAAAAGA
This is a messenger RNA of Psylliodes chrysocephalus, 1507 nucleotides long. The record is from the annotation of a GenBank genome assembly. NCBI's taxonomy places the organism in Eukaryota, Metazoa, Arthropoda, Insecta, Coleoptera, Chrysomelidae.